Molecule: messenger RNA, 3366 nt
Organism: Quercus robur (English oak)
Lineage: Eukaryota; Viridiplantae; Streptophyta; Magnoliopsida; Fagales; Fagaceae
Product: F-box/kelch-repeat protein At3g23880-like
Exons: 2
Coding region: 57-1241 (394 amino acids)
Molecular function (GO): protein binding
Source: RefSeq, a predicted model, not a curated record
AACAUUGCUCAAACACGCCCACAGUAUCUUUCUCUUCUCUUCUCUUCCAUUAGAAAAUGUCACAACCAACGAUUCUCCUACGUAGGACGAACAAUCAUCUCCCAGAAGAAAUCGUGUCGGAAAUCCUAUUAAGGCUACCCGUGAAAUCACUCCUAAGAUUCAGGUGCGUUUGCAAAUCUUGGUACCGUUACAUAGCCACCCCCAAUUUCAUCAAGAAUAACUUACUGUACUGCAAUGACCACAAUCGUGGUUUUUUCAUACACAUGCCCAAGACUACUGGUUCCAUGGUUUCUUCUAGUCGUCCUCACGGUCAAAUCUGUACGGUAGCUUCCCGCCACACGUUUGAAGCUAUAUCCGAGCUUAGAAUUCCCUUCACUUUUCAAUCUGGGUAUCCCCAUUUUGUGGGUUCAUGUAAUGGCAUAUUGUGUUUCUCUGAUUAUAGGUCUUUUGAGUUUAAGGAUGUAUACUUGUGGAACCCCAGUAUUAGAAAAUUUAAGAAAUUGCCCGAUACUUGCUUGACCCAGUUAUUUAAUGUGAGUCUAGGAUUUGGGUUUGAUUCCCAGAAUAAUGACUACAAGGUUGUCAGGAUUUCAGAGUCUACUGCCAAACCUAUGCCUCCCCCUGACGUUGAGGUGUACUCCUUAAGUUCGGAUUCAUGGAAAAGAGUUGGACUUGGAAUCUCCUGGAGAUCCAAUGUUGUGUUCCACAAAUUUAAUUGUACUUUGACAUUCCCGUUUGUGAGUGGAAAUUUGCAUUGGAUGAUAGAAAUGAUAGAAGGAGGUGGGCAAGAGAGGCUUUUUACUUCUAUCAUUUUGUCAUUUGAUGUCAAUAGUGAGAAAUUCAAAGAGCUACCACUGCCUGAUGAUGAAGGAAGCUGUAUUACAAAAUGUCUUACGUCAUUCAAGGAAAAACUGGCUUUGAUUAAAUUUAUAUAUGGUGUACAGCCACAUAGCUUGCUAUGCUCAAUUUGGGUGAUGGGUGAUUCCUGGAAUAAACUUCGUGUUCUCCCAAUUGAAAAUCUUACUGAUUUCAUUGGUUUCACCAACUAUGGUUUACUUCUAGUUCAAAAAAGGUCUCGGCUGGUCUCUACCAACAGUGAAUUAGAGAGGAAACAUAAGUCUGUUUUAAUUGACCCUGAAACUCUACAUGAGAAGGAGAUUCAAGUUGAUUAUCGUUUAGAUGUAGCUGCUUACAUGGAAAACCUUGCUUUACUUGAUGGAGCAAAUGUGGUAUCUUACUAAGAAGAUGGUGCUAUGUGUAUAAAAAGUGAUGUCAUCACAGUGAUAAAAAGAAUUCAUUGGAGCUAUCUAACUAUUUUUUUUCUUAAUAAGAAAAAAAUGGGGGAAGAAGAAAGAGAAAUAUAAAAAAAAAAGGAAAAAAAAGAAAAGAAAAAAAGAAAUGGUGCAUGAAAUGUUGUGUAUUUUGAGGGGGAGGUUUGGUGGGACAAGCAGCGGGUGACUUGGAACGCGAUCCCCUGGUGUCUCACGUGUGUUUAUGGAGAGAAAGGAAUGGUCAUUGUUUUGACGGGUAGGAGUAAGUGGUUUCUAAGUCUACACUAUUCAUUUAUAGUAGUUUUUAUUUCCUAUUUUUUAUAAAAUCUUUCGUUUUUCAGUUUGUAGCUAUGCCCUAUUGGAAUGAAUGUAAUAGGUAUUCUAAACUUAUUAAGUUUUGUUUUUUUUGUUUUUUUCGUAUUUGCUUAGGCUUGAUCCAUGGUGUGGGGAGGUCAUCCUUAAGGGGGCCUUUCUGGCACCAUUUCGAAUUGCCCUAAAUAAGGACACUUAUUUGGCAUGCUAUAUGCAUUGGACUAAUGGAGUUAUUCAUUGGGAUGUUCUCUUUAUCAGAUCAGUCCAUGAUUGAGAGAUGGAGAUUUUACAAUAUUUUCUUGGCCUUCUCUAUUCCCAUAAAAUUGGUGGUGCUAGGAAUGACUAGAUUUGUUGGAUUCCUGCUAGGAGUAGUAUUUUGGAAGUUAAGUCCUACUAUAAGGCUCUCACUAACGAAACGCUUCAUAUAGCUUUAAAAGAAAUAAAUGUGAGUUGCUAAAAUUUAUUAUCUGAAUUGAAACAUUUUCGCACAUCGUAUGUGUGUUACAACCAUAAUUGACAAAUAAUUAAUUUGGUCCCAGUUUUUGUUCUCUUUGAAAAAAGUUUGUUUUAGCAACUUUUUAAGUAUAAUUGACAAAUAAGUUUCUCUUUUAGAGCUUGAUGUAGUUGGUGACAAUGAGAGAACUUAGAAGAAUUUGGAGAAUAUGGGAAUAGGAUGAAGGGAAAGUUGUAAAAGUGAGAGGAAGGCUUACUUGUGCAAUUGCCCCGGUGGGAUAUUUCCAAGGGGUGGAUUAUGUGCCUUACUGCCAUUGGCCCAUUGCCAGAUUCCGUUGUCCAUAGUUGUUGUCAACCACAUAGUAUGCAAGAGGGGAUUUUUUGUGAUUAGGGAACCAAAAAAUAAAAACCAUUUUUACUCUCUCUCUCCGAAAUAAUUGUUAGGAUAAGUAACUAUAUAUAUUUAUUAUAAUUUUAUAAAGGUCUGAUUAAUUUAAAUAAUUGAUAUAUACAAUUCUGUAUGUGCUAGACCUUAGUAUAUUUUGCUCACAAUCAGUUUAAACCUGGAAAAAGAAGAAAAGGAAACCUAUUAAAAGAAAUUCAAAAUAGUAUAUAUAAUAAAUUUUAUUAAUUUUACUUAUCAAAAAAAAUUAUUAAUUUAAAAAAAUUUAAUAUAAUAAUAUAAAUUUCAAAUUAGUAAUAUUUAAAAAAUAUGGUAGGUUAUUAAAUAAUAUAAAAUACAUGAUAAAACUUUUAAAUAUCUAGAAACUCUUGGUUGUGUAAUAAAAAUAUUAUCCUAUUAUUAUUAUAUAAAUUAAAUAAUAAAGUGAUUUUUGUUGUAUACUUUUCUGAUGGAAGAUGGGAGUAAGGAAAAGGAGAGGACUUGGUAGAAGUUGAAUUUAAGAUGUAGGAGAGCUGUAAGGUUGAAGAGAGAGAAUUUUUCCAGACAGAGAAGUAGAGCAGGAAUGCUUCAAAGAGGAAGUGGACUCAAAGAUGAAUGGUGGUGAGAGCUUUGAUCAGAUAAUUGGGGUAUCUUUUACCGAAAACAUUGACGAUGGUGGAAGCCCACCAUCAAAGCAGUGGCAACAUAAGAAAGAUGGCACUAGCAACCAUAAAUAUAGAGAUUGACCAGUUUGGCCUAACUUGUUCCUUAAUAGCAGGCAGUUAUAUUUGGUAUCAAUUUGCACCUAAACGUGUUUGCUUCAUUGUUUAUGCUUCCAGAAGUAGGAUAGGUUAAAGAAAUGAGGAGGCUUGUAUUAUCAUUUUAGUUUUUCCUUCUAUCCCUUUUGAUUUUUGAAAUGUGAUUCCUCAUGUGGGACAGUAUCUUGUA